GCCAUUUCCCAAUCCAUCCAUCGAAUCCACGUGCUCCAUCGCGUCGUACGUCAGUUGAGGAAGCUUCUGUGGGCCAGCGCGCGUGCUUUGUGGUUGCAUAUUUGCGUAUAUGGACUGUGCGGCGGCGGCGGCGGCGAUCUACCGGCUGCCGGAGGAGUGCGUGGCGCACGCGAUCGCGAUGACGACGCCGGGGGACGCGCUCAGCUCCUCGGCCGUGUCCCCGGCGUUCCGGGCCGCGGCCGACUCCGACGCCGUCUGGGACUGCUUCCUGCCGCGCGACCAUGCCGCCGUGCUCACCCGCGCCGACGACGAUGACUGCCGCGAGUGCUCCAUGUCCAAGAAGGAGCUGUUCACGCGCCUCUGCAGCCGCCCGGUCCUCCUCGACGGCGCCACCAUGAGCUUCGGGCUGGACAGGCGGAGCGGCGCCAAAUGCUGGAUGCUGUCGGCGAGGGCGCUGAGCAUCGUGUGGGGCGACGACCCCUCCUGCUGGACGUGGACUGCCGACCUUCCCGGAUCACGGUUUCCUGAGGUGGCCGAGCUUGUGGACGUGUGCUGGCUGGAGAUCACGGGGAAGCUACAGCUCUCCCUGCUCACCCCACAGACCACCUACGCAGCCUACCUCGUCUACGCCAUCGCCGACGACUCCUACGGCCUCGAGUGCAACAUUGGCAUCCUGCCACCCAAGGGCACGGUCACCGUCGUCGUCUCCGGCAGCGGUACCAAGCCGACAUCGACCGCGGUGUCCACGUCGACAGAGAACACUAUCUGCCUGCAGCACAUGCAGGGGGAGGAGGAGACGGCGAUGCACCGACGGAGGCAGGAGUACGUGCGGCCACGGAAGAACUACGGGUGGAAGCUGGUCAGGGAGGCCGACAUGGACAUCAGGUGCCCGCGGCGGAGAGGGGACGACGGGUGGACGGAGGUCGAGCUGGGCGAGUUCGCCGUGGACGACGAGGAGGACGGGGUGGUGGAGGUGAGCCUCAAGGAGGUGGAAUGCCGGCGGUGGAAGAGAGGGCUCAUCGUGCAGGGCAUCGAGAUAAGGCCCAAGCACACGAACUAAUUAACCGAUUGGUUUGCUUCGGGGAAAAAGUGCGUGCUGAUGCUGAAAUGAUAUAUUAGUGCAGGAACUAAUGCUGAAAUGAUCGACGGAUCAUGCAUACACCCGUCUUUACGUGGUUGCAUGCAAGGGCAGAGCACGAGUGUAUGCAUGCAUGCAAGAAGCAUAUAUGUGUGCCGGAUUAAGGCACAUGCAUGUGGACAUGUGUUGAUGCAUGGGGCCGGGGCAGUAGAGUUGUUGCCGUAGCCUGCAAAAUUUAAGCAAUUCAUCCUUUUUGUUGAUCACUGAACAAAUUAUUUAGAAAUGGUUCACGUAUUGAUAUUA
Triticum dicoccoides is the source of this 1381-nucleotide messenger RNA. Its product is annotated as putative F-box protein PP2-B12. The transcript has 3 exons. Gene Ontology annotation, molecular function: protein binding. The record is from RefSeq and is a predicted model, not a curated record. NCBI's taxonomy places the organism in Eukaryota, Viridiplantae, Streptophyta, Magnoliopsida, Poales, Poaceae. The coding region runs from base 110 to 1060 and encodes 316 amino acids.